AUGGCACUGCAGCGCAAAAAGAGUCUGCCGGACGUCCAAGUGCCGCUGAACGCACCGGCUUCGAUCACCCGGGAAGAGGUGUCCGUGUUGAGUUCGGCCAGGAGGGAGGAAAUGCGCAGGGUGGAAGAAGAAAAUGAACGGCUCCGAGCCAACCCACUGCUCUACCUAGUCAGUCCGCACAUGAAGGAUUGGUUCACGAGGCAACAGUUGGUGUUGGUGAUAUUGAUCGUCAACAUAUCGUUGGCGCUGAUGUUUUUCAAACUUUUGACAUCCUAG
Molecule: messenger RNA, 276 nt
Organism: Macrosiphum euphorbiae (potato aphid)
Lineage: Eukaryota; Metazoa; Arthropoda; Insecta; Hemiptera; Aphididae
Source: the annotation of a GenBank genome assembly